Messenger RNA from Cyclopterus lumpus (lumpfish), 1344 nucleotides. RefSeq names its product PDZ and LIM domain protein 3-like. The transcript is spliced from 6 exons. The record is from RefSeq and is a predicted model, not a curated record. Lineage: Eukaryota; Metazoa; Chordata; Actinopteri; Perciformes; Cyclopteridae. Gene Ontology annotation, cellular component: filamentous actin; adherens junction; stress fiber. Bases 93 to 905 code for a protein of 270 amino acids. Gene Ontology annotation, biological process: actin cytoskeleton organization; muscle structure development; heart development. Gene Ontology annotation, molecular function: muscle alpha-actinin binding; actin binding.
CUUUGAUAUCCCUUUGCUCUUCAACUCGCUUGCCCCGCAGCGUACCAUCUGUGCUGUUGUUCUCCGACAGCGGGAGGGACAUUGAAGGGGUCAUGCCACUCAAAGUCGUGCUGGACGGUCCGGCCCCCUGGGGGUUCCGGCUGGCCGGAGGAAAGGACUUCAACCAGCCCCUGACCAUCUCCAGGAUCACCCCCGGCAGUAAGGCCGCCGUCGCCAACUUGUGUGCCGGAGACGUGAUCCUGGCCAUCGAGGGGGUCCAAGCCACGGACCUGCUGCACUGCGAAGCCCAGAACAAGAUAAAAGAGUCCACCCGUCAGCUCAGUCUCACUGUUCAAAGGAAUGAAUCCCGACUGUGGUCCCCACGUGUUGUGGAGGAGGGUAAAGCUCUCCCGUAUAAGAUGAACCUGGAAGCAGAACGGCAGGAGUUCAAACCCAUCGGCACGGCUCACAACCGGAAAGCUCAGCCGUUUGUCGCGGCGGCGAACCUCGACGACACGCACCAGGUGGUCAGCAGCGCCUACAACACCCCGAUAGGCCUCUACUCCUCAGGCAACAUCCAGGACGCCAUGGAGGGCCAGAUCCGAGGCCUGGUUCUACCCAAGCCCGACAGCACCAGGACCUUGGCCAGCAUCGAGGACUCUGACGUGUACCAGAUGUUACAGAGGGACCAGGAGGAACCCCAAGAGCCUCGGCAGUCCGGCUCGUUCCGGGCGCUGCAGGACUUUGUCGACAGCGACGCUAUUUACAGGGUUUUUUUACGCACAUCGGGACCAUUUUUGGCCUCUUCCACGUGUGGACGAGAGGAGCCGGGGAAUCGAACCGACAGCCGGUGCGAACAACCCGCUGCAACUCCGACGCCACCGUUGAAUUUACUGAACCACGUUGCUCAUCUGAUGACCUUCUGACUGUGGCGUACAACAGUUAUAUAGAUUCCAUUUUUUUUUUCGGGCCACAGGGAACAAAGAUGAAGAUUAACACCAUUGUUUGAAUCACGUAUGCGAUAUAUUUUGACCCUGCAUGAUUCAUAACGUACACAGCAUGCCACACAAUAUAUAGUUAAGGCCCGCCCUCGUGUUUUUACCCGUGUUCGAGUCGUGUAGUGUCGAAGCUACACAAUGCUUCGUUACAAAAAGCACUCCUCCAUGUGUUUCCUCUGUUAAUUGAGUUGUAAAAAUGCAUCCUGAAAAGCUUUGAAGUUAUGAAAUAUGCUCAUGCCCGACAAGGAAGCAUUCAUUAGGACUUCGAGAGGCUAUAAGUGUCCUUGCCUCACUUCUCUUGUUUUGUUUUGAGUGUUUUGUUUGUGUUGUUUGUGAGCACGGGGUUGUUUUGAUGCGUGGUCUCUCU